AUGGUUGAACUGCGUCGUUCAGUGGGAGGACGAAGCAAGAAAACUUCACCACCAUUCUUGUCUCAUGAAUUUAUUAUUCAAAAUCAUGGCGAUAUCAUGUCAUGUUUGUUGAUGAUCGUUGUCGUUGGACUUCUUUUCCAGGGCACAUCGGCAUUGGCAAGCAUUUUCAUUGUUCCGCAGUACAAUGACACAUUUCCGCUAACCGUGGAUUCGGAACCACAAGCUUAUUAUCGGACUGGUUUGAAAGAUAUAGCAUCUGUUGCGUUUUAUACUGUUGGAUGGAUUACUGUUCACGCUAUUUUGCAAGAAUAUGUGUUAGACAAAUUACAGCGGAAACUUCAUUUGAGUAAAACAAAAAUGAGUAAAUUUGCUGAAUCGGGGCAAUUAUUCGUUUUCGCUUUAUACUCCAUUAUACAUAGCGGCUAUAUAAUGCACGAUCUACGAAUGCAUUUAGACCUUACCAAAUUGUGGGUUGGAUAUCCUGAAAUCCAUCGUCAUAUGACACUUCAUCUGAAACUCUUUUUUAUUUUUCAGAUUGCUUAUUGGUUGCAUCAGUUCCCUGAAUUCUAUUUCCAAAAAGUGCGUAAAGAUGAAAUACAGCUUCGAACAUUGUACUCAGUUAUUUUUCUUUUCUUCACCGUUGCAGCAUAUUCUUUGAAUUUCAAUCGACUUGCACUAGCCCUCCUUUUUCUGGAGUAUGUGUCACAAAAUAUUUUCCAUCUUACUCGCCUAUUUCAUUUUGCUGAAAAAUGGAAUAUUGCGAAGACCGGUUUCAAAAUUUGGAAUAUUGUAUUUGUGCUAGUACGAUUGGCGAGCGCAGUGUUAGCUGUACUUACAUUAUGGUAUGGGCUUCGUUCCAAUGAAACUCCCUAUAUGGAUCCAGUGAACGGAAAUUUCAACACUGCGUUCAUUCGACUGAAUAGUUUAUUAUGCGUUUUGGCGUUGCAAUUAUAUAUGCUGUGGAACUUUGUUUUAUUCCAAGUACGUCGUUACCGGGAAAAGCAUAGCAAAAUUAAAAUGGACAAACAACAUAGAAUCCAGAAUAAGAGAAGGAAACAUAUAAAUGACGAUGUACGCGAUCUUCCAGAAGCUGAUCAACAUUCUCGUAAGAAAUUCAAUUAA
This is a messenger RNA of Cercopithifilaria johnstoni, 1122 nucleotides long. The record is from the annotation of a GenBank genome assembly. NCBI's taxonomy places the organism in Eukaryota, Metazoa, Nematoda, Chromadorea, Rhabditida, Onchocercidae.